CGGGCGAGGUGUCGAGCGAUUCGUGCCCGCCGAGGCGUUCACUACCUGAACCACCAAGCCUAGGGGCGCGUGUCGAGCCGCCGCGCGGCGAGGCGUCCGGAUUGAGAAGGCUAGCGGCCUGUAAGACACUAGCAGGCUCUGCAUUUUAGCUCCGAGCUACUUUUUAGAGGCUCCGAUCACGCUUGCCAUCACCAAGUCACUUUUUACAUUUACCAUUCAUCGAAGCACAUGGCUGAGUACGGCUCGAUCGAGGCGCCUGAGCCACAGGAGAGUUUCCUAAGCUCGGAGCCGACACCGGUUCCUGCCCCGCGGCGCAAGUUACGGUACGCCGGCGGCGUGUUUGCGGCCUCCUUGCUCAUCCUAGGGACCUGCGGACUGGCCUCCACCAUCGGCGCUUUCUCAGUUGGCACCGCCGCCGCCGACGAGUCCUGGCUCGCCUCGGUCCAUACCAUAGAGUCUGACUCGGACUCGGAGGACUCGGACAAAACGUGGAUCCCGAUCCCGUACGAAGGAACGUACCACAGCGGCUACGAGAAGGGCUCCUACUGCAAGCUCACGGGCUGCACCGGCGGGAACAUGUGUGCGCAGGGGGGAUCGCUCUGGCACAAAUUUGGUUCCGACAACAUCGACGUCCGGGACGAUAACUACGAGACGUGCCAGCCGGAAAACCACGACUUCGAGGGCGCCACCUGCACCAAGGGCGUCAACCUGCCGGCGCACACUCAGGCGCCGCGGGCGCGAGCUGCCCCUUAUCACCUCGCGGGCGUCCGGCGCCCCAGUUUUAUGGGGGGCUGCAGCUGCGAGGCAAAUGAAGGCCAACGCGCGCAUUCUUUAUGCUGCCCCGGUACGCGGGGCCGAGCGCACCUUGCAAGCAAAUCAUGA
Molecule: messenger RNA, 882 nt
Organism: Pelagomonas calceolata
Lineage: Eukaryota; Pelagophyceae; Pelagomonadales; Pelagomonadaceae
Source: the annotation of a GenBank genome assembly